Molecule: messenger RNA, 3971 nt
Organism: Glycine soja
Lineage: Eukaryota; Viridiplantae; Streptophyta; Magnoliopsida; Fabales; Fabaceae
Product: pentatricopeptide repeat-containing protein At1g73710
Exons: 2
Coding region: 114-3083 (989 amino acids)
Molecular function (GO): protein binding
Source: RefSeq, a predicted model, not a curated record
UAGUUCGACCUAUGCAACAACCCUAAUCGCCGACCAUUACAUAAAAAUAAAAAUCAUAGGGAAUUUUGUCUUGGUUAACCUCUCUAGUCUCUUCUCUUCCCCCAACAACCACCAUGUUCGCAACUUCACUCCCUCUAAAACCCUCCUCUUCUUCUUCUUCUCCCUUCCUCACCAACACCACCCUCUUCCCCAAACCCCUCUCUCUUCCCUUCACCCCUCUCCACCACCCGCCACGUGUCCCUCCCCCUCUUUUCUCUCUCCACUCCAACACCCUCCCCCUCCCCCCAAACAGAAAAAAGAAAAAGAAAAAACCCUACGGCGGCGCCCUCCCCUCCCUCCUCCGCACCCUCUCCACCGCCGCCGACCUGGAAACUGCCCUCUCCACCCUCCCCUCCCCUCUCUCCCCCAAAGAAAUCACCGUCCUCCUCAAGGAACAAUCCACGUGGCAACGCGCGGCAAGAAUCUUCGAAUGGUUCAAGUCCCAAACGUGGUACACCCCCAACGCGAUUCACUACAACGUCGUCCUCAGGGCCUUAGGAAAAGCCCAGCAAUGGGACCAGUUACGCCUCUGCUGGCUCGACAUGGCGAAAAACGGAGUCUUGCCCACGAACAACACCUACAGCAUGCUGGUCGACGUGUACGGAAAAGCGGGUCUCGUUCAAGAAGCGCUUCUGUGGAUUCGCCACAUGAGGGUGAGAGGCUUUUUCCCUGACGAGGUUACUAUGUGUACUGUUGUUAAGGUGCUGAAGGAUGUUGGGGAUUUUGAUAGGGCUCAUAGGUUUUACAAAGGGUGGUGCGAGGGAAAGGUUGAGUUGAAUGAUCUUGAAUUAGAGGAUUCUUUAGGGAUUAAUAAUAGUAGUAAUGGGUCUGCAUCAAUGGGGAUUAGUUUCAAGCAGUUUCUCUCCACUGAGUUGUUUAAGAUUGGUGGAAGAGCACCGGUUUCUGGUGAGGCGCGUUCAACGAAUUCGAGUUCGUUGAAUGGACCGCAGAAGCCGCGGCUCUCUAAUACUUAUAAUGUGUUGAUUGAUUUGUAUGGUAAGGCGGGGAGGUUGAGCGAGGCAGCGGAGGUUUUCGCGGAGAUGUUGAAGGCCGGCGUGGCGGUGGAUGUGUGGACUUUUAAUACCAUGAUUUUUGUUUGUGGGAGUCAAGGUGAUUUGGCAGAGGCGGAGGCUUUGCUUGGGAUGAUGGAGGAGAAAGGCGUGGCACCGGAUACCAAGACUUUUAACAUUUUUCUGUCUUUGUAUGCUGAAGCCAGGGAUAUUGGUGCUGCGGUUUUGUGUUACAAGAGGAUUAGGGAGGCUGGGUUGUGUCCGGAUGAGGUGACUUACCGGGCUCUGCUUGGCGUGUUGUGCAGGAAGAAUAUGGUUCGAGAGGUGGAGGAUUUGAUUGAUGAAAUGGAGAGGGCUUUUGUGUCUGUUGAUGAGCAUUGUGUUCCUGGUAUUGUGGAGAUGUAUGUUGGUGAGGGGGAUGUUGAUAAAGCAUUUGACUUGCUGAAGAAGUUUCAAGUGAAUGGGGAGAUGUCAUCGAAUAUUCGUGCUGCGAUUAUGGAUGUUUUUGCUGAGAAAGGACUCUGGGAGGAAGCAGAGGAUGUGUUUUACAGGGGAAGGAACUUGGCAGGGCGGAAAAGGGAUGUUCUAGAGUGCAAUGUCAUGAUCAAAGCUUAUGGCAAAGCAAAACUUUAUGACAAGGCUAUUUCUCUCUUUAAGGGGAUGAAAAAUCACGGGACUUGGCCAAACGAAAGCACGUAUAAUUCCCUUGUUCAAAUGUUAUCUGGUGCUGAUUUAGUGGACCAAGCAAUGGACCUCGUGGAUGAAAUGCAGGAAGUGGGGUUUAAGCCACCUUGUCAAACUUUUUCUGCUGUUAUUGGAUGUUAUGCUCGCCUUGGUCAGCUUUCUGAUGCAGUCAGUGUGUUCAAGGAAAUGGUAAGAACUGGAGUAAAACCAAAUGAGGUAGUGUAUGGAUCUUUAAUAAAUGGAUUUGCCGAACAUGGUAGUCUCGAAGAGGCACUUAAAUACUUCCACAUGAUGGAAGAAUCUGGAUUAUCCUCAAAUUUAGUUGUUUUAACAUCCCUACUAAAGUCUUAUUGUAAGGUUGGAAACUUGGAAGGAGCAAAAGCCAUCUAUGAGCGGAUGAAGAACAUGGAAGGGGGUCUUGACUUAGUUGCAUGUAAUAGUAUGAUUGGUCUCUUUGCAGAUCUUGGCUUGGUAUCUGAAGCCAAGUUGGCUUUUGAAAAUUUGAGAGAAAUGGGCCGGGCUGAUGCAAUUUCAUAUGCAACUAUCAUGUAUCUUUACAAGGGUGUCGGCCUGAUUGACGAGGCCAUUGAGAUUGCAGAGGAGAUGAAACUGUCAGGUUUACUGAGGGAUUGUGUUUCAUAUAAUAAGGUACUGGUGUGUUAUGCUGCCAACGGGCAAUUCUAUGAAUGUGGUGAAUUAAUACAUGAGAUGAUAUCUCAGAAGCUGUUGCCAAAUGAUGGGACUUUUAAAGUGUUAUUCACUAUAUUAAAGAAGGGAGGGAUUCCCACUGAGGCAGUGGCACAGUUAGAGUCAUCUUACCAGGAGGGGAAACCUUAUGCUCGGCAAACAACCUUCACAGCUUUGUACUCUUUAGUUGGUAUGCAUAAUUUGGCACUUGAAUCUGCUCAAACAUUCAUAGAAUCUGAGGUCGAUCUGGACUCCUCUGCCUUUAAUGUGGCAAUCUAUGCAUAUGGUUCAGCUGGAGAUAUCAACAAGGCCUUGAAUAUAUAUAUGAAAAUGCGGGAUGAACAUCUGGGACCUGAUCUUGUAACGUAUAUUUAUUUGGUAGGUUGUUAUGGAAAGGCUGGCAUGGUUGAAGGUGUGAAACGGAUAUAUAGCCAAUUAGAAUAUGGCGAGAUUGAGUCGAAUGAAUCUUUGUUCAAGGCUAUUAUAGAUGCCUAUAAAAUUUGCAACAGGAAGGAUCUUGCCGAGUUAGUUAGCCAAGAGAUGAAAUUCACAUUCAACUCAAAAGAACAUUCUGAAAUUGAAAGUGAAACUGAAUAUGCAACUGGAAGUGAAGCUGAAUAUGAAGUUGGAAGUGAAGAUGAAUAUGAAACUGAAUAUGACUGAUUCUGAUGAAGCUUCUUCAGUUUCAUGUUGAGGUUGUUGAAAUACUGUACAAAGAUGAAUACGAAUGCAGUUUUGUUCAGGAAGAAGGGAUGAUAUAUAUUGGAAGAGCAUUAACCCAAAUUGACAAGAAUUGAGGUCAAUUAUGGCCUGUGAUGUAGAGAUUGGACUAUUUUCAGUCCUUUCUUGUAGGUUCGUACUAAUACUGUGUUUGUACAACAUGCUUAGGGGGAAAUAGCUGAGGGAAGCCAAUUUGAAUGCUUUGAGAUGCUAUGGAAGAUAAAAGUUCCAAGCAAAAUCUCAGUCUUUGCUUGGCGAUUACUUAGAAACAGGCUGCCAACAAGAACAAAUUUACACAGAAGACAGCUGCAGAUCAUCGAUAUGUCUUGCCCUUUCUGCAGAUGUUCAGAGGAGGAUGAAGCCCAUUUAUUCAUUCACUGCAGUAAAAUCCAACCUCUCUGGUGGGAAUCCAUGUCCUGGCUGAAUAUUCAAGGUGCUACCCCACAAACUCCAAGACAGCACUUCCUCCAACAUGGUUCAGGUCUGGACAAGGUCAUAAGGGUAAAUAGGUGGCAAUGUUGGUGGUUGGCCCUGACAUGGUCCAAUGCAGUGUUCAAUGGCAACAAAGUGUUUGAAGACGCAGUUUUUCUUCUCUGGACCUGGCUUAGAAGGUUUAGAGAGGAAUUUUACAAUACAUUUUAAUCAGUGGUCAAGUAACCUUAGGAAUGGUUUUGUUUAGUUGAGGAGUUCACAUAACAAAUCAAUCUUUCAGCCUAUGUUUUCUCAGCCAUUGGUUGGUUCCUAUCAAGACUGUGUUUUAGUCUGAUUCUGGAACCAUCUAUAUGGUCUAAUUCCUUAUGUAUUGUAUGUACCUCUGGUACUUCAUAUGAA